Pteropus alecto (black flying fox) is the source of this 2762-nucleotide messenger RNA. It is a transcript of the gene NCAPH, whose product is annotated as non-SMC condensin I complex subunit H. Gene Ontology annotation, biological process: mitotic chromosome condensation. Gene Ontology annotation, cellular component: condensin complex. Bases 139 to 2319 code for a protein of 726 amino acids. The transcript has 18 exons. NCBI's taxonomy places the organism in Eukaryota, Metazoa, Chordata, Mammalia, Chiroptera, Pteropodidae. The record is from RefSeq and is a predicted model, not a curated record. Gene Ontology annotation, molecular function: chromatin binding.
CCCGUUUCGCGCAGAGGACCGGGAGAUCUGCGCAGGCGCAUCGCCUGCUCCGCCCACUUGUGACGUACGCGAAGCCGUUAAGCGAGCUGGCGUCUCGGCGCGCGAUUUAAAAUCAGCUGCAGAGACGUGGAGGAUAAGAUGGGACCUCCUUGCCCAGAGACCCGUGGACACCCGCACAGUGCUUCCUCGCCGUCAAAAAGGGUGUUCUCCAUGCCCCCGCCCCGGAAGGCCCCCUUCAACACACCUGGCACCCCAGUUCUUGAAGACCUCCCUCAGAAUGACGAUGAGCGGGAACGUCUGCAGCGCAGGCGCUCUCGGGCCUUCGACCUGCAGCUCAGCACAGACUCACCCCGCCUGCUGGCCUCCCCCUCCAGCCGGAAUGGGGACUUUUCAGCUACAAUUCCUAAGUUUACAAACACACAGAUUACAGAACAUUACUCCACCUGCAUCAAACUAUCCACUGAGAAUAAAAUCACUACCAAGAAUGCUUUUGGCUUGCACUUGAUUGAUUUCAUGUCGGAGAUUCUUAGACAGAAGGACACUGAACUGACCAACUUUAAGGUAGCUGCAGGCACUCUGGACGCCAGCACCAAGAUCUAUGCUGUGCGGGUGGAUGCUGUCCACGCCGACGUGUACAGAGUCCUCGGGGGACUGGGAAAAGAUGUGCCAUCUUCGGAAGAGGCAGAGAGCCAUGGCACAGACAAAAGUGUGACUGAACCAGGAACAACCAAAAAGGCUCCAAAGCCAAAGAAGAAGCACUCACACAAAACCAUCGAGCAGAAUAUAAACAACCUCAACAUCUCCGAGGCAGACCGGAAAAGUGAGAUCGAUCCCAUGUUUCAGAAGAUGGCAGCCUCAUUUGAUGAGGGCAGCACAGCAGGGGUCUUUCUUUCCACCCUCCACUGCCACGACUACAGGAGUGAGCUGCUUUUCCCUUCUGACGCCCAGGCCCUCUCCACUGGGGGGCCUCCCGAGAUGCCGGACCUGGGCUGCGUAGAAAUGACAGAUUUAAAAGUGCUCCUGCAGCAGUGCGCCGAGGAACGCCAGAUCUGCCCUUCCCUGGCUGGGUUCCAGCUUGCCACGUGGGACAGUGAGGCACAUGAUGAGUCUGUGUCAGCCCUGGUAGACAAGUUCAAGAAGAACGAUCAGGUAUUUGACAUCAACAUCCCGGUAGAGGACAGUGAUGGCAGGGAUUCCCCUGAUGGACCCCUGGACGACUUUGAUGCCAGUGAUGAACCCGGCUACACUGCCUCCGGGGAUCAUGCAGAGUUCAGGAGCUGGAGGGAGCCCUGCCAUGGGCAAAGCUGCCAGGAAGAGGCAAUUCCCCUCGGCGAUGGGGACAUCAGGACCAUGUGCCCCCUUCUGUCCAUGAAGCCAGGAGAAUAUUCCUAUUUCAGCCCCCGCACCAUGUCAAUGUGGGCCGGGCCGGAGCACUGGCGCUUUAGACCCCGACACAAGCAAGAGACUGCCUUGAAGUCAGAGAACAGAAAGAAGAGCACAAAGAAAGAGUUCGAAAUUGACUUUGAUGACGACAUUGACUUUGAUGUGUAUUUUAGAAAAGCAAAGGCUCCCACAGUUCUGACCAAGUCCACUCUGGAGAACCAGACCUGCAGAGCCACCACUCUCCCCGCAGACUUCCACUAUGAGGCUAAUGAUCUCGUCAGGCUACACCUCAAACCAGGCACCAGGUUACUAAUGACGGCCCGGAGUGCAGAGACCGAGCAUUAUGAAGACAUCGGAGACUAUGACUACGACAACGCCAAUGACACCUGCAACUUCUGCCCAGGGUUACAGGAUGCUGACAGUGACGAUGAAGAGUCGGGUGACUUAUUUGUGGGAGCCGUUGGGACCUCUGACCUCUCAGCUUAUCCUUGCCAUCCACCCAAGACUACACAAGAGGACGAUGACACACCUGAUGUCCAAGGGUCGGACAUCACCAGUUAUGGGGAGUCAAACCUGGUAGCUGAGCCUCAGAAGGUAAAUAAAAUGGAAAUUCACUAUGCCAAGACUGCCAAAAAGAUGGACAUGAAGAAGCUGAAGCAGAGCAUGUGGCAUCUGCUGACAGAAUUCUCCACACAAGCUGAUACAGAGGCAAACCACAGCAAGACUGGAAAGGAAGGGGACCCAGUGGAGGUGACUGACAAGAAGAUGCUCAGUGGACUCACAAGGGACCUGCAGAAGAGCCUGCCCCCGCUCAUGGCUCAGAACCUGUCUGUGCCCCUGGCCUUUGCCUGUCUCCUGCAUUUAGCCAAUGAAAAGAAUCUAAAGCUGGAAGGAACCCGGGAUCUUUCUGAUGUCUUCGUGAGGCAAGGGAACUGAGUUCGCCGGGAGAAGUCAGCAGGAGCGGCUCAUCACUGCCCAGUGAUCAGGACGUCACUAUGGCCACUGCGGUGUGGGGCUCAUGGCAGGGCUGUAGCCAGCUUCCAAGGUUCCUGUUUGUCACUCUUCCCUCCUACCCCUCAUAGUCUGAAACCGGCACCCAGAAGUUGCGCCCUUGACUAGUUUUCUACCCUGUUGUGACACCCUAGGUGGGAGGGGGGAGGGUUGUUCCUAAUGAUGAAAACCUGCAUCCAUCUCUGUCUGUGUAUGGUCUUGGUCUCCUAACUGAUGUGUUGUUCUCCAUACUUUACUCGUGUAGAAAAUGAGUUCCCAGUUGGUGUUUGUGGUCCUCUAACAGCUACCCAAUCCAUGUACAUGAAAUACAUCACACGCACCUAUAAAUGUAUAUACAGUGCUUAAGAAUAAAAUCGUUCUGAAUAACA